ACCGCUGACCGGCCGGGGCCGCGCGCGGCAGAAUGAAGUGGAAUGAAGAAUGCCACAGUGAUGAGAUCUAACUGUGUCUUGCUGCUGGUGCGCCGUUCCUGUUUUGCCUGUUAGCAGCGUGCGCGUAGUGUUUCUAGUUUCGUCCAUCGUAGCAAUAACUGUUCAGGUGCUUGUGCUUACACGUCUACCGAAACACAAACGAAACGAAAAAAAUACGAAGAAAUACUCAAGACGUCCGCAUCGCAAAGUGCAAAUGUUUUCGGCGCGGUCGGGUCGAUGGAUUUCUGAAUAGUUUAGGAUAUUAUCACCGGUGUGUAACCGAACGACGAUGAUUAGAAGAAGAUCGGCGGCAGUGCCAUCUCGGAAAGCGGGCGCUGCUUUGUUGGUGGUGAUGUUGGUGUUUGUGAACUCGGUGGCGUGCGUGGAUGAGAAAAACAAUCAGACUAUGGCAAUUAAUGCAACUUCAAGUGUGGAUAGUAUUUUAAAAAAUGACACAAAUCAACCGUACAUUCAAGAAAUCACAACUACCAUUGCACCAAUUUUACCCAUAAUAGUUCCUACGGUUCCUACUACCACAAAUGCCAGUGAUGCCUCGACGAGUCGACCAAAGGAAGCAAAAAGUCGGGCGCUCGAAUUUGAUCCCAACGACCAAGGCAAUAAUCUUAGCAAUAAAACGAUGGAUUUGAGCAAUGUAAGCUUGGAUGAUGACGAUGAAAAUGAUGAAACACCGAUGAUCAGUGCGAAGAUUUUAUCGGUAAAGCCGACGUUGAGAGUGCAGAAUCAUACUACGACUGGUCAAUGUGAAAAAGGUGGUUUAACAUACGACAAUGGUGAAAAACUCGAAGUGGAUUGUGAUCUGGUGUGCACAUGCGAAAAUGGUACCAUGGAUUGUGUGGAUAGAUGUUCGGGACCUUACAUUCGGAAAGGAAAGAAAAUUAGUGACCCAUUUUGUAGGGAAGCACCUAGUGAUGAUCAAUGUUGCUCCGUUUUGCAAUGCACAUCAGACACAGAAACUGAACCUUUAGAAAUCUGUCACUAUCAAAACAAAACAUAUAACAGGGGUGAUGUUAUCAAGGAAGGUUGUAAUGAAAUUUGUUCCUGUGAGGCUUCUGGAAAACUAAGUUGCAAACCAAGAUGUAACCCAAUAACGAAAACCUCAGAUAAAUGCCUGGAAAUUCCGGAUAAGAAUGACCCAUGCUGCAAAACAGUUAUUUGUGAUGUCACUUUAAAGGAUAACAAGCUUACUUCAGCUAAAUAUAUAAAUGCCACCACUAUUAAGUUAGAAUUUGAUUCAAAGUUGGAACCAAAUCAAACAUUACCACUUAUUGAUGUGAGUGAUGACAAAAAUACAUGGAAAACUUAUACUCCUCUGAGUGGUGGUUAUUUAUCUCAACUUGAAACGACAUUUAAAUACGCAAAAAUUGAAAACACCGAUGAUUUUGUUGAAAUCCAAGGCAUGGCAGAUGAUUUAAGAAAGAACGAAAGUGCUUCUGAUCUGCAGACGAAACCACAACACUGUUUGUACAAAGGAGUUGAAUACAGACUUGGUCAAGAAUUCAACGACGCAUGCGAGUCGUUCUGCGUAUGUCGAGAAGCAGGCGUCAAGUGUUUGAAAAUGGAAUGUCCAACGUAUUUUGGCACGGAUGUAUUGGAUCCAAAUUGCAUUGAAUGGGAAACGGUACCGGCAAAUUUCACACCUACACCUCCGGUGUGUUGCCCGGAAAGAUUGCAUUGCAAAAACAACGGUUCGUGCGAGUACGAGGGUGGCAUGUACCAGAAUUGGCAGCAAGUACCGACAAACGUGACCGGUUGUGAAAAACGCUGCUAUUGCGAGAUGGGCAACGUAGAAUGCCAAAACAUUUGCCCACCCGUGACGGAAACGCCUCCAUCUAAUCUUGAGUGUCCGGCUCAUCAAGCUGUAUUAAAUCAUUUGCCCGGCGAUGAUUGCUGUAUGUACUGGAUGUGUAAUGAAAAGGAAAAUACAAGUACGCAACCACCGCGUGUGGAAGAAGUAGAACCAGGCCAUAGUAACAAGUCAAAUGACGUUCAAUUACCGUUCCCCUUCCGCCCGACCAAAGCACCUUCAAAAACAUCAGGCCCCUUGUUAAUUUACGAAAAUGUUAAUCACACUCUCGGUAAUCCUAAAUUGCAACCCGACGAAAACCAUUACUUACAUAAUCCGCAUAGAGAUGAGCCCAAACAUAAAAAAACAGUAGAUACUCAUACAGAAACAACACCUAGACCUGUACCAUCAGAACCUUUUGAAAACGAAGCCGAUGACGCAUAUUUAGGUCCAUUUAAUCCAACAUUUAAGAAACCGUCAAAACCGCCUAAGUCUAAACCGCGACCAAAUUUUGUUACGCCAUCCCCGCAAAAUCAUAAUAACAAUAACGAUAAUUAUAUUCCGGAGUAUAAUGAUCACGAUGACAAACAUGAUCAGGACGAUAAUCAGGAACAACCUCUCGGUAUUCAUAUUCACGGUAAAGGCAAUCCGGAAGAAUUGUUACACAUUAUUAAUCAACACCCUGAAUUGGCGGAAUAUCCACCUGGCUCUGUGCUUGAAAUUCAUAAUGUGCCACCAAGGCCUCAACAGAGACCAACUCAAUACAAUGUAAACUCUCCACCAAAUAAAAACGGUCCACCUGGUUUACCGCCAGGUAUCUCCUUAGAACAAAUCUUGCAAGAAAUUCAUAAAAACGGCCCUAAUGGACUGGUCCCUUACCCUAACAAUCCAUCCCAUCCCGGACAGAUUUACGUACAGGCUCCUCCGCAUUUACAAAGACCCCAAACAAACGGACGUCCACAGCAAAUCAUUCCAGGUUUACAACAUCCAGGCAUGAUUCCUGGAAAUUUCCCGAAUGUGCCAGGUUACCAACAACCGACUAGUGAUAUCACCGUCAAUUCUGUGGAAGCAAUCGAUGCACAUACUGUACGUUUAUCAUUUGCUGUUCCUCCGAUAAUUGUGGGUCUGCAUGGACGUGUCGAAGUUCGUUAUACAGAUACCGAUGAUGAUAAUUUAAACACGUGGAAAUUGCAAGUAUUUGCCACCACAAAUGAUUUGAUCGGAACGCAGGCUUUGGAAUUUGAUCUCGUUGGGCUACGCGCCGACACCGACUACAGAAUCAAGAUAACAAUAACGCUGCGGGAUUUACAUAACAUGCCCACCAGCCGGAUAUACAAAAUUCGCACUCUAAAGGAAAUCCCCAGCAGCACGAUGCCAGCCAUGAUUCCUAUCGAGCCGGAACUCGUCAUCACCGAGGUGAAUGCGACGUGGGUGAGUGUCGCUUGGAGAAAGUUUGCCGAAAACGAAAUGCAGUACAUCGACGGAGUGCAGCUUCGGUUCAAAGAGAUCGAUGGCAAGAUAUACGCUGCCACGCCACUGAUUCAUCGCGCCGUUACCAACUACACGCUGGAGAAUUUGAAACCGAACACCAAAUACGAAAUCGGUAUCUUUUUCAUUCCGUUCGCCGGCCAGCAUACCGAACUGCAUGCUGAGCACAUGCUCCAUUUCACCACAGCAAACGAAAUCGAUACGUAUGGCUUCAAUGUAACACUGGAGAUUGCGCUGAUUAAAGCCACAAAUGUCGAGAUAUCAUGGUCUGGCGUGCCCUAUCCAGAAGACAAAUACGUCAACAUUUAUAGAGCAAUCUAUCAAAGCGAUUCGGGCAAAGGGGAUUCGAGUACUUUUAAAGUAGCUAAACGCGACUCACCAUCGAAAACCUCCAUCAACGAUUUAAAGCCUGGCACACGGUAUCGUCUUUGGCUGGAGAUUUAUUUAACAAAUGGAAAGAUAAAGACGAGUAAUGUGCAAGAUUUUAUCACCAAACCGAGAUCCGCACCUAAUCUGGGCGCUUCUUCCAAACAAGAUAAAUUAUCCGGCAAUUUGCCCGACGAAAAAUCCGACUAUUAUGGUCCACUAGUCAUUGUAGCGAUAUUAGCAGCGAUAGCCAUUCUGAGCACGCUGGUGCUCCUCUUGAUUUUGGUGCGACGCCAUGGUCAGAAUAAGGCGUGCAUCACGCCACCGACGCGAGUCAGUCAAUCGGCGUACGACAAUCCGACGUACAAAGUGGAGAUCCAGCAAGAAACGAUGGAUUUAUGAGAGACUAUUAAGUAAAUAGAGCAGUGCAUGGUAAUGUAUGUUGUAAAUAUUUAUACUUAACUAUGACGUAAGAAGAAAGUGUAAGUUUUAACUAAUUUUAAUGAAGAACUCUAUAUAUAAACACUCAUGUAAGAAUAACAUUAGAAUUAUGUAAAAUAUUCUUUCUAAAAUCAGCGGAUACAUAAAUUAGAAGAGGUUAACCUUAAUGCGCAAUAUUUAUUCAAAUAAAAGUAUAAAUUAAGUCCCAAAA
Molecule: messenger RNA, 4349 nt
Organism: Dalotia coriaria
Lineage: Eukaryota; Metazoa; Arthropoda; Insecta; Coleoptera; Staphylinidae
Gene: sas
Product: stranded at second
Exons: 9
Coding region: 329-4099 (1256 amino acids)
Biological process (GO): signal transduction; cell adhesion
Cellular component (GO): extracellular matrix
Molecular function (GO): integrin binding; heparin binding
Source: RefSeq, a predicted model, not a curated record